This is a messenger RNA of Blepharisma stoltei, 1724 nucleotides long. NCBI's taxonomy places the organism in Eukaryota, Ciliophora, Heterotrichea, Heterotrichida, Blepharismidae. The record is from the annotation of a GenBank genome assembly.
AUGAUUAAGUGGUCCAUCUUGAAGAAUGGUGUUCGAGUUCUCACAGAAAAAACUCCAUUCCCGACAUCUAUCAAUCUUGGUGUUCUUCUAGAUGUUGGUACACGAGAUGAGACCCCAAAGAUAUCAGGCACUUUGCACGCUCUUACUUCCCUUUUUAAAUUUGAACAAAAAUCCUGUUCCAGUUUAAAGGGUAUUAUUUUUUUAAAAAAAAUUAUAUUAAAAGCCCCUCUAUAAACAAAUUUUUAAAAAUAUUUCUGAAUUUUAACGAAUUUUUAUGAAUAUUUAUUUCAAAAAUGAACCGAUUCAGUACGAAAUCUGUUUAAACAAUAUUUGGCUUCCACUUUUCCCAUUAAUUAGGCUAAAACUAAUUUAAAAAUAGAUAAAAUUUCCAUUAGAAAAAAUUCGACCUAUUUGUUUUUAAAUUUAAAGGGUAUAGUUAAGAAAAUCUAUCUCAGAACACAUACUAAUUCAGACGAGCAGAAAAAUUAUUGCACCGUCCAGAUGUCUGGUGGCGAUUUUUCAAUGGACUACGAUCAAGAAAAAACCUAUUACCAUGGAACCUGCUUAGCCCAUGACACUUAUGAUUUCUUACAAAUGGCCCGUGACUGCAUUUUCGAUGAGAAAAAUGAAGAAGACGCAAAGAUUGCUCAUGAAAGGCUAAGCGAGCAUUGGAAAGCAAACCAAAAUGUGAUGCCAGACCAAUUGAUCACCAGCUUUAUGCUUCCAGCGGCAUUCGGAGAAAAUGGGAUUGGCUUGCCUCUUGAUGGACAUGAAGGCGCAUAUCCCUUCAUUGGAUGCAUUUUAUUCUCUAAAUUAUUAUCAUUCAAAGAGACAUAUUACCCAAAUUUUUUAUAUUUAGAUAAGGCAAAAAUGGCAAAAACGUCUAGAAAAAAAUUGGCGAGAUUUUUUAAAAAAGUCAAAAAUCAUGAACCACUUCAAUUACACACACAACCAUGAAUGAAUUUAGGAACACUUGCAUUUCCCCUGAAAAAAUCAUUGUGGCCGCAGCUGGUGUAAAUAACCACGAAGAAUUUGAAAACUCAGUCAAACCUUAUUUUGAAAAUUUGCAAGCUCCUGAACAUUUAAAGGCUAGAAUUCCUUCACAGUAUCUUGGAGGAGAAUUUCGCCACGAAAUCCAAAGCGAUAUGACUUAUAUGUCACUGUCAUUUGAAGGCGUCUCAUGGACUAAUGAUAAAAUGCCUGCUUUUCAAGUACUUAGAACUGCUAUAGGAGAAGGAGGAGGUUUUAGCACCGGAGGACCUGGAAAAGGAAUGCAUUCGAGGGCUUAUAAUACCUUUUUAAGAAAAUAUCCAUUUCUAGAAAGCGUUAAAUGCAUUAAUCAGCAUUUCACUGAUACUGGGCUUUUCACAAUAUUAAUUUCAGGGCUGAAAGCGUAUUCUGGGCACAUGGCGGAAGCUAUGGUUAAGGAAACCUUGGAUUUACAAAGAAUGACUGAUAUUGAAAUUGCGAGGGCAAAAAAUUUGCUGAAAAAUCAAGCGUUGUUGACCUUGGAAAAAACUGGGCCAAGAAUUGAAGAUACAGUGAAAAUGUUUAUGACUUUUGGGAGUCAAAAAAAUUAUAUAGAAUUGAUUGAUGCAGUUACCCCACAGCAGGUGAGGGAGUUGGCAAGUAAAGUUAUAAAAACUAGACCGUCGUUAGUGAUUCUAGGGCAAGGAACAGAAAAUGUCCCUUCUUUUGACAAAUUUCAAGCUAGGCUAUCUUAA